Molecule: messenger RNA, 1385 nt
Organism: Pomacea canaliculata
Lineage: Eukaryota; Metazoa; Mollusca; Gastropoda; Architaenioglossa; Ampullariidae
Product: complement C1q-like protein 4
Exons: 2
Coding region: 38-688 (216 amino acids)
Molecular function (GO): protein binding
Source: RefSeq, a predicted model, not a curated record
CUCAAGAUUUACUCUGCCAAAAGACCUCUGUUAAAACAUGCUGCCUAAGAUGAAGCUGCUACUGCUGGCAAUUUUGUUUAACUUAGUACGCAGCAGCAACGGACUUGCAGUCUUCCGACAGAAAAGAUCAGACGACACAAACCUGUCUGUACUGGAGACUGUGGUACAGCAGCAAGGAGCAAAGAUAGAGCAGCAGGAAGCAAAGCUCCAGCAACAGGAAGCACAGAUUCAGACACUGCAGGCAAAGCUGAUCACAUUCGAAAAUUCUCAUGCUUCAACUCCCCCAGUGGCUUUCACAGUCCAUUUCACCAACGAUGCUGCCGACAAUGGUGUAGCACUAGGACCCCAGCAAGUACUGAAAUUUGACAAUGUGCUGACCAACAUCGGUGGUGGCUACAAUGCACAGACGGGUAUUUUCACGGCCCCAUUCUCUGGUGUCUACUGCUUCUUUCUCUCCGUCAUGUCGACAAAUACACAUACAAGUGUAUAUAUUGCUGUUGUGAAGGAUGGAUCUAUUUUGGAUGUCGUCUUUGCUGAAGGCCAGUCAGAUUUUCAGGAUCAAGGUUCCACUCAAGUGACCACCCAUCUGGAUUCAGGUCAUCAGGUGUGGGCUCGACAAGCUGGUGGUGAUGCAGUGAGAGGUGGCUCAUGGACUAUCUUCACUGGUUACAUGAUAAAGGCCGACUGAUCAUGCCACAGGAGAUACUUGACAUGUCCUCAUGGACCAUCUUCACUGGUUACAUGAUAAAGGCUGACUGAUCAUGCCACAGGAAUGAGUAGUACCUGACAUGUCCUCAUGGACCAUCUUCACUGGUUACACAAUAGGGGCCAACUGAUCGUGCCACAAACACGAGUAGUACCUGACAUGUCCUCAUGGUUCUUUGCUUUCUUCAACAGGGCACAUACUGUUGAAUGUGACUAUGUUUGGCAAACUUUUAUCAUGGUCAUAUUAAAUUUGCCAUAUACAGUCAUUGGCUUAUUCACCAUGAUUUUAUUUAUACUGUGCUUAUUACAUUGUCUCCAGUACAGUCAAUUAACCAUAGUGCAUAAAAGAUAUUUCCUAAUCUUCCAUAAUAAUGUCAUCUCUAGGCCAAUGUCACCUAGAAGAGGUGAAUCAUAACAGUUAUUGUGUUAUCACAAUUAUGCUGCAGUGUUAAAAACAUAUUUACAAUAUUCUUGUUGACUAGUCAUACCUGCUGGCUGGCAAAUAAUGCAUUUCUUUUAGUGCUUUCUAGUAUGGUGUCACUAUGAUUGUUAUGUUUAUUAUUUAUACAAGUUCUAACUGAGUCACUAUGUCUACUAGCUGGCAAAUCAUGAAUUUGUUUUUGUACUUUCUACAACAGAAAUUUAUCGGUCAAUUGAGAGAAAAACUGAAUAAAGACAAU